AGCGCUGUGACGUCGUAACGACGAACUUUUAAAUUUGAUAUUUAAUAUUAUUAUUCAAUUAUCGAAACGUCAUUAUUUCGAUGCCAUUAUGAGUUACGUACGAUGCCGUUCACCCCGAUGACUUAAAAUCACUUAAACAUACACACUACAAACUACGUCCAUAACCAUACUAUAUCCUAUAAGAACCUAUACUUUUACCUAUUUACGUACAUAUAUUGAUUUUAUUUUUUUAUUUAACGUUACGGCCGCGUUUCAUUGUGCAUCAAAACAGAAACUUCAAACCAUUAAAGUACCUAUAAUGUUCGCGAUAUGUAGAUCAGACAUAAAUUGAUAAUAUAAAACAGUUUUAUGACUAAUUUCUAGUGAUGUGUAUGUGAUCAUUAACAAAGAAAGUACCUAUUGCAUGUUUAUAAUGUGACGACUAUGUUUUCUUCUAAAAUUUUCUUAUUACAUUAUUAACUAGUCUAGAUAAAUAUUAUUUAAGAUGUCUGAAGAGGAAGAUGAAGGAUGGAUGAAAGCUUUAGAAAAAGCACUUUGUGAGAAAGAUGAGUCUCCACUUAGUGAAGAAUCUGGAAAUUUUACUGUAAUAGCUAACGAAUGUAGGGGUCAAAUGUGGCGUCAGUUACUGACCCGUGAUGAUGAUACUAUUCAAACUUUGUUAGAUGAAAAACCAAUUAUAAAGAACAUAGAACAGUUGGAGGUUGACUGUCAAAUGUUAAUUGCUUCUUUAGAAAUUGAAGAUGAAGAAGAAAAAUUAAACUGUUUGUCAGACACUGAAGCUAUAUUGGUAACAAUGUGCAAAAUAUAUAAUACAGACACAUAUGAUAUAAGUAAGAGAUGGCCAUCAAUAAUUCGGCCAAUCAUAUCAUUAAAACUACCUCGAAUUGAUACAUAUACUAUGUUCCGCGCGGUCGAUGAAGAGUACUUAGCUAAACAUCAAGACUGUAAUCAUUUAUUACGGAUAUUGUUAUUAUAUCAUGAUCCAGAAUUGUGUAAUUUAUUAGAUUCUCUAAAAUUGGGGCCAGAACUUUAUAGUGACUCAUGGAUACAAACUUUAUUUUCAGAAACAUGUUCUUUAGAAGUAAUUUUAAAUAUUUGGGAUUUAUACUUAGCAAAAAAAGACAGGUUUUUUAUAUUUUUUUUGGCUUUAGUAUUCAUCAUCAAUGCAAGGGAUCAUAUCUUUUCAUUAAAACAUCAACCUAAAACACAAUUGAUAGAAAUUCUUGGGAAUUUGCCAUCACAAUUGGCCAUAGAUGAUAUAAACGAUUUUUGGUCUUUGGCAGAAUAUUAUGAUAAACAAACACCUUCAUCUUUUAUAAAAGAUAUUGCUGGAUAUAUUUUUGACCCAAAGCAACAGGAUAAAGGAAUUUCUCAAAUGUUAUGCCUUCCAAUUAGUGUAACUGAAUUAGUGUCUCAUACAAAUAGGACAGUCACAAACAGUUUGAAAUUUUUUGUAAUGGAUUGCAGACCUGCAGAGCAAUACAAUGCUGGACAUUUGCCUAUUGCCUUUCCGCUAGACAGUACUUUACUUUUGGAAGAUCCUGUUUCUUUUUGGACUGCUGUUGAAGGGCUAUUAUCAUGUCAGAAGCAGAGCUUUGUUGAGGGCCGUUCAGGAGGAGGAGAACAUUGGUGUUUCUCAGGUUGUGGUAGUGGUUUAGAUGCUAACCAAAAUACUCACAUGGUUGUUUCUGCAUUUUUACAAAAACAUUCUCUCUAUGUUUCUAUGCUUAAUGGUGGCUAUCAGGCGCUUCAUGAAUAUUUUGAAAAAAACAAUAUUGAUGGCUUGAGUGAUCAUGAUCGUAAUCGAUGUUCACAGUGUCUAAGUAGUCCAAAUCAAAAUAAAGAACGAUUGACUCAAACAAAUUCAACUAAUGAAUUGUUUUCUAAACUUGGUGUGGCAAUGAGAUCCAAAUCGUUUGAAGUCAAAGGUAAAUUAAUGGAUUUUUUAUCAAGUAAUAACAAUAGUACAAAAAAUGAAAAAACAAAUGGAGGUAGCAAAAGAUAUAGAAAUAUGGCACCAGUUUUUGCAAUAGAUGAAGAUGACAAUAAUCAAGAUUCAGAAGAUGAACCAGAUGAUGCAGCUCAUUAUAAUAGUAUAUCGAUGCUAUUAAAUAAAUCCAAUGUAAUUGCAUCAUUUGAUUGUCAACAUAUCAGAAACGACGGAACAGUAAUUCCAGGGAAAUUGGUGUUGACAAAAAAUAACCUGAUAAUUGUUGAAGUAGACACAAAAGAUUCUAAUAAAAUUUGUUCACUGGUAAAUCAUUCACUAGGAACUAUUUUGAAUAUUAAAUGUCGCAAAAAACGACCAGAUUUAAUUAUUUUUGAAUAUUCUGGACCAGAAAAAGAUAUAGACAGAUUUUUAAUACCACAAUCACAAAAAGCUACUGAUAUAAUAAGCAAGCAAAUAUUGGAUUACAUUGAGCGUACUGAAAGCUGAUCAAUUAUGUACAACUUGCUAAAACGACAUUUUUUAUCUAAAACAAAAUGCAAUACAAUACUUGAUACAAAUAAUAAGUAGUUAAAGAAUACAUUGUUUUAAUAAAAAAAAAAAAUAUUUUAUUAAAAAAAAACUAAUUAAGAUUGCUCAUUUAUUAGCAGAAGUAGCAUGAAAAACAUUAUGCGAAACAAAAUAAAUCUUUACAAGAAAAGUAUAUAAAAUGCAUAUUAUUUUAUAAUUUAUUGUUUUGAAUUCAUUUUAGUUAUUGAAAAAUUUGAAAUAAAUUUUUUUAUUGAAAGGUCGUUUUAAAUUGUUAUAAUUAUGAAAUUAAUGUUAAUUGUUUUAUAUCUACAGUUCAUUAUUCUUAACUUUUUUAAAUAUAAUUAUUUAUAUUAUGAUUUGUUCUUGUUUAUUUUAAUUAGGUAUAUUAUUAGAAAUUUAAAUAAUGUUAUUUUAUUUUGAAUUAUUAAGUUGUUAAAAUUAUGAAAAAACUAAAAAGCCUUAUUCUUAAUAUUUUAAAAACAGUCUAUAAAUAAAGUUUGUAUUAUACUUUCACAUACUUACUUUAAUUAUCUAUUUUCAAGAAUUAAGAACUAAUAGAUUAUUAAAUCUAUUAAUUUACUUGAUAUUAAUAUGAAGUCAAACUGAUAAACUAAUUAAUUGGCCAAUAAGUAUAACAGUUAUGAGUUGUGAAAAUAUUAACAUUAUAAUAGUAAAAAAAAUACUUAUUUCCUUACUUAUUUUUAACUUACACUGAUAUUUAUUUUUGUUAGAUGAAAAGUUUGUUAAUGUUAAUUAUUAUUUGAAGCAUUAUUGAUAAUUUUUUACACACAGUCUUUAAAGAACAUCUUUAUAAUGUUUGUGAUGAGUAGGUAUUAAGUUUCUUGUUAAUAAAUACAUAUUAUAUA
Messenger RNA from Rhopalosiphum padi (bird cherry-oat aphid), 3345 nucleotides. It is a transcript of the gene TBC1D23, whose product is annotated as TBC1 domain family member 23. Gene Ontology annotation, cellular component: trans-Golgi network. Gene Ontology annotation, biological process: retrograde transport, endosome to Golgi. The transcript is spliced from 13 exons. Lineage: Eukaryota; Metazoa; Arthropoda; Insecta; Hemiptera; Aphididae. The record is from RefSeq and is a predicted model, not a curated record. The coding region runs from base 485 to 2437 and encodes 650 amino acids.